Molecule: messenger RNA, 5825 nt
Organism: Anguilla anguilla (European eel)
Lineage: Eukaryota; Metazoa; Chordata; Actinopteri; Anguilliformes; Anguillidae
Product: zinc finger SWIM domain-containing protein 6-like
Exons: 14
Coding region: 279-3719 (1146 amino acids)
Cellular component (GO): Cul2-RING ubiquitin ligase complex
Molecular function (GO): zinc ion binding
Source: RefSeq, a predicted model, not a curated record
UUUUAGGACUUCAGAGAGGAUUUGCCGACAGUUGGGAAUUCCGCCUUCCAUUCCUUAUAUGGCGUCACACAUGGAUUGGCAGCUGGUCACCGCUCCACCCACUCUUGCUUAAUUUGGUCGCACAAAGGAUCUGACAGCCCCCACAGUGGCCGCCCACUUUGCCACACAAGGCCGGCCUGCCCAUAUACGGCAAACAAUCGACUAAAUUGUAUAUUUCUCUCUUCCUUGUCCCAUUAAUAGGGUACGGUGACUCGCACUGGGGCGAAAGCAGUGCGAUCAUGGCGGAGCGCGUUCAGCAGCCACCGGCCAAACGGCUGUGCUGCCGACCCGGUUACAAUGCUGCGUGCCGACAGGGCCAGCGGGCUGGAGGAUCUGCCUGUUCUGGUUCCGGUCAGACUGGUUCGUGCAAGACCCAGAGCCCGGAGUCGCUCCUGGACAUCGCGGCGAGGAAGGUGGCGGAGAAGUGGCCGUUCCAGAGGGUGGAGGAGCGCUUUGAAAGGAUUCCGGAGCCCGUCCAGAGAAGGAUUGUGUACUGGUCUUUCCCUCGGAGCGAACGGGAGAUAUGCAUGUAUUCCUCUUUCAAUACCGGCGGAGAUGAAAGUGGGGCUGCCGGUGAGAACGGCGACGAGAGUCGGCUGCCUUUCAGACGGGGUGUCGCUUUGGUCGAGAGUGGGUGCGUUGACAACGUACUGCAAGUCGGGUUCCACCUGAGCGGGACGGUGCGGGAGCCCGCCACCGCGUCGGACCCGGAGGCGUCCUACAGCGUGUCCAUCAGCUUCGACCGCUGCAAGAUCACGGCGGUGACCUGCAGCUGCGGCGACCGCGACAUCUUCUACUGCGCGCACGUGGUGGCGCUGUCGCUGCACCGCAUCCGCCGGCCGCAGCAGGCCCGGCUGCACCUGCCCAUCUCCGAGACGCUGCUGCAGAUGAGCCGCGACCAGCUGCAGAAGCUGGUGCAGUACCUGAUCACCGUGCACCACACCGAGGUGCUGCCCACCGCCCAGCGCCUGGCCGACGACAUCCUGUCCCAGAACUCGCAGAUCAACCAGGUGCACGGGGCCCCAGACCCCACGGCAGGGGCCAGUGUGGAGGAUGAGAACUGCUGGCACCUGGACGAGGAGCAGGUCCAGGAGCAGGUGAAGCUCUUCCUCUCGCAGGGCGGUUACCAUGGCAAUGGCAAGCAGCUCAACCUCCUCUUCGCCAAGGUGCGGGAGAUGCUGAAGAUGCGGGACUCAAACGGGGCGCGCAUGCUCACUCUCAUCACGGAGCAGUUCAUGGCCGACCCCCGCCUGGCGCUCUGGAGGCAGCAGGGCACGGCCAUGACCGACAAGUACAGGCAGCUAUGGGACGAGCUGGGCGCUCUGUGGAUGUGUGUGGUGCUGAACCCACACUGUCGGGCGGAGCACAGGUGGGCCUGGCUCCGGCAGCUCAGGAAGUGGAACUCUGUGGACGUCUGCCCCUUGGAGGAUGGUAACCACGGCAGCGAGCUGCCCAACCUCAGCCACUCCCUCCCUCAGGGUGCUCAUGGCCACCAAGACUCGGCCAGCAGGCCCCACAGGACGGUGUUCACGAGGGCCAUCGAAGCGUGCGACUUGCACUGGCGUGACCCCCACCUGCAGCGCAUCAUCAACAGCGACCCGGACCCUGGCUGCUGUUACCGUGACAACAUGGCGGACGGCUCGCCCCUGGACGCCCACAGCUGGCCCAUGUGGCAGGAACACGUCCCGACGGCGUGCGCCAGGGUGGACGCGCUGAGGUCACAUGGUUACCCCCGGGAGGCGCUGCGGUUGGCCAUCGCCGUGGUGACCACCCUGCGCCGCCAACAGCAGAGGCAGCUGGAGCUCUUCCGCCGACACAAGAAAGAGUUGCUCCAUAAAGGCGUGACCUCCAUCUCAAACUCAGAGGGGUGGGUGGGGCACCCCCUGGACCCCAUCGGGACCCUGUUCAGCACGCUGACAGAGACAGGGAAGGGGGGAGACGAUGGCUCAGCCUCUUUCCUGGACCCCCCAGAGGGCAGUGCCCAGGCGAAGCGGGCGGAGUCGCAGUCCCCGCCCUCGCGGCGCCCCCUGCAGGCGGGCGAUCCCUGGCUGCCCCUGGCGGUGGAGAUGGCGCUGCUGGGCCUGGGGCAGCAGCGGAACAUGCCGGAGGGCCUGUACGCCCAGGAGAAGGUGGGCCGCAGCGAGGAGCAGCUCAUCGCUCGGCUGCAGGAGGUGGAGCUCGACCACGCCCUCCUCAAGAUCUUCCGCAAGCAGGCCCUUUUCCUCCUGGAAGGCGGUCCGUACAGCGGCCUGGGGGAGAUCGUUCACAGGGAGAGCGUCCCCAUGCACACCUUCGCCAAGUAUCUUUUCUCCUCUCUGCUACCUCACGACGCUGACCUGGCCUACAGGAUUGCACUGAGAGCCAUGAGGUUACCAGUUCUGGAGACCGGGGCGACCGCCAGCGACCUGUCGCGGCCCCACCACAUCGUCUCCGUCGUCCACAACCGCUACCCGCGCUGGUUCACCCUCAGCCACAUCGAGUCCCAGCAGUGCGAGCUGGCCUCCACCAUGCUCACUGCUGCCAAAGGUGACAGCCGGAGGCUGGAAACGGUGCUGGAGUCCAUACAGAAGAACAUCCACUCCUCCUCCCACAUCUUUAAGCUGGCCCAGGACGCCUUCAAGAUCGCCACGCUCAUAGACAGCCUGCCGGACAUCACCCUCCUCAAGGUCGCCCUGGAGCUGGGACUACAGGUAAUGAGGAUGACUCUGUCCACAUUAAACUGGCGCCGGCGGGAGAUGGUGCGAUGGCUAGUCACGUGUGCCACAGAAGUUGGCGUGUACGCGUUGGACAGCAUCAUGCAGAACUGGUUCACCCUCUUCACGCCCACGGAGGCCACCAGCAUCGUGGCGUCGGCGGUGAUGUCCAACGCCACGGCGCUGCGGCUGCGGCUGGACGGGCGGCAGCAGGACGGGCUGGCGGGCAGCGCCCGCACGCUGGCGCUGCAGUGCGCCAUGAAGGACCCGCAGAACUGCGCCCUGUCGGCGCUCACGCUGUGCGAGAAGGACCGCAUGGCCUUCGAGACGGCCUACCAGAUCGUCCUGGAGGCCGCCGCCACCGGCAUGAGCCACGCCCAGCUGUUCACCGUGGCGCGCUACAUGGAGCACCGCGGCUACCCGGGCCGCGCCUACAAGCUGGCCACGCUGGCGCUGCCGCACCUGAGCCUGAGCUACAACCAGGACACGCACCCCGCCAUCAACGACGUCCUGUGGGCCUGCACCCUCAGCCUGUCGCUGGGCAAGAGCGAGCUGGCCGCCGUCGUCCCCCUGGUGGUCAAGAGCGUCAAGUGCGCCACCGUGCUGUCGGACAUCCUGCGGCGGUGCACGGUGGGCGUGGCCGGGGUCGGGGGCGUGGUCGGGGUCGGGGGCGUGGCCGGCGGCGGGGGCGUGGCCCUGCCGGGCAGGCGGAGCUCGGGGAAGGCGGCCAUGUCGCUGGAGAAGGCGCCGCUCAGGCAGCUGCUGGACGCCACGGUGGGGGCCUACGUGAACACCACGCACUCGCGCCUGACGCACAUCAGCCCCCGCCACUACGGCGAGUUCAUCGAGUUCCUGGGCAAGGCGCGCGAGACCUUCCUGAUGGCGCACGACGGGCACGCCCAGUUCACCCAGUUCAUCGACAACCUCAAGCAGAUCUACAAGGGCAAGAAGAAGCUGAUGAUGCUGGUGAGGGAGCGCUUCGGAUGACCGAGGCCCUCCUUCCUUCCUUCCUCGUCUUCGUCGUCCUCUUCCUCGGAGGCCGCCUCCUUUCUUCCGUCGCCCCCUGCGAUUACUUGAGCCUUUCUUCUUCUGAAAAACGGACAAAAGGGGGGAAAAAAAAAACAGAUGGGGGGAGGAAAAAAGGAGAGCCAUGCCGGUAUUAUUAAUAUUAUUGUUAUUAUUAUUAUUAUUAUUACUGCUAUUACCUGUACAGAACUGUUCUUGUCGAUGAUAGAGGAAACUGUCACGUCAUGAAAAGGUGUGCUUUUGAGAGAAGGAGAAGGAGAAAAUGGACGGUUUUGCUUAAUUGUCAUUUUAUACUGAGUAUAAUAUGUUGUCUGGUCGCGGGAGUUGAAGCGCGUGGUGCAGCUACGUUACGAAGACGAAAACACGGCGUAAAACACUGCUGGACCCGUACCUCUUUAAAGUGUGAGAGAAAAGCAGUCCCGUUUUAAUGUUUGAUAAGAGCAGAGGGUUUUAAUGGGGACAGAACUGCACCAGAGGUUCCCAGUCCUCCUGGGCUGUGUGGAGGCGGGGCUAAGAAGGAGGGGGCGGGGCUUGGAGGGGGCGGAGCUCACUAGCGUGGAAACUUCAGCAACCGUGUCAACAUAAUUUCUCAGGGAUUUCUCGCAGGAAAAAAAAAACGAAAAUGAAAACAAAAAAAGGAGAGUGUUUUAUUGUAUUGUGUAUAUAAUACAGGAUAUGUCUGGAGAAGAAAAAAAAAGUAUAAUGUUUAACUAAUUUAUAAAGCAUAUUCUAUGUAAUGCAAAAACAAUACUUGAAGCUGCAGUAGCUUUUUACACAAAACACAUCAGAAGGACAGACCUGGACUUUUUUUAGGGGGGGGGGGGGGGUCUAUGCAGGCCAGUGAAUGAAUAGGAAAUAAUAGUGGUGGUCAUGUUCAGAAUCAGUAUGCAAAACAUAUUUAAUUACAAACAAAGCAUUAAUGCACUCACACAUAUGUGUGACAUACACACGCACACAUGCCGAGUAAAGAAUACACACACGCACGCACGCACGCACGCACGCACACACACACACACACACAUACACACAGAACCGCAGUAUUGGCCCCAUUUGUCCGAAGGUGGGACGCGAGUGUUGGCACUGCGAUUUGUAAAUCGCCGGAACACUGUGUCCUGCUGAUCUCUCUCAGGCCAGGAACAGGCUUCCAGAAAGUCUGCCGACUCCCCCGGGGAGCGGAUUAGAGGUUUACGAGGCCAACAUCAUCCGAGCGAUGUGAAACCACAGAAGGACAGGUUCGGCCUGACUGCGGGUUCACAGUCGCCUGACAGCACUGCAGUUAGUGGUGGCACGUCUUAAGGAGUCCUUCUAAAAAUACAGCUCAGUGUAACUUACCGCGCAGAUAUGAAUGCACAGCAUGCUGGUGAACUCGCUGCUUUGUCACAUUGACUCCAUUGUGAGGUCACAGAACGCUUCGCGAUUAUGAUGACGCAAUUGCUGUGCCAUUGUGAUGUCACAGAGACGCUUCGGAAUGCUCAGUGUUGAGUCGGGAACCUGUUCUAAAAUUCUGCUCUUCUGCCAGGUCUUAAACGUCUGCUUCUUUUUUUUUGUUGCUGGUCUUAUUUCAGCUGGAUGGUCAGUUGUUUUAUGUGAAUAUACCUUUUCCUGUUCCUUUAAUUUUUACAGCUCUUCCAAGAUUGCUAGACAGGACUUCUGAAGACCAAACUCCCUUUCAUUUGAUGAAAGCUAACUUUUAUCUGAACGGUUUCCAAAAAAAAAAAAAACUUUUGCUUUUAAAAAAGCAAUGUCAUCUUUUUGGUUUAAAAAAAAAAAAAGAAAAAAAGUUGAUUGCCUUUUGUUCCCACAAUUUGAAUAUUUCCAAGAGGUUUAUUUUAGGUUUUGUUGCGUUGUUUAUUUUGAACAAGUUAUGUUUAACAUUUUAUUUAUUAUUUUUAUUGGUAAGACUGUGUACAUCACCACCUGUGUAAACUUGGUCAUGGAACUGAAAUUAAGAUUUUAUACACAAAUUUAUUUAUGUAACAAAAAUCACUGUUUUUAUAUACUUGAUAAUGAUCCAAUGAUUGCAUUUUUUUUGUUCUUGUAUUAAUUAAAAAACAUUUGUUUCCAGAG